Messenger RNA from Schistosoma haematobium, 1734 nucleotides. RefSeq names its product Leucine-rich repeat-containing protein 71 (gene LRRC71). The transcript has 16 exons. Lineage: Eukaryota; Metazoa; Platyhelminthes; Trematoda; Strigeidida; Schistosomatidae. The record is from RefSeq and is a predicted model, not a curated record. Gene Ontology annotation, molecular function: protein binding. Bases 35 to 1675 code for a protein of 546 amino acids.
GUUACUAUAGACGACUUCUCAAAUAUGUAAGCAGAUGGGGAAAAAAUCUGCAAAAGACAAAUCUCCAAAAGUUGGGGAUCUCCAUAUUAUUUCAGAUCCAAAGGAUUAUGUUGUGACUGGUAUUUUGGAAAAUGAUUUUCCCGGAUUAUGUAGACAAAUUGGUGUCACUCAUUGUCCUGUUGUGUCCACAAAACACUCCCAAGCCAUAAUUACACAGACAGUGUCUUCUUUACCAUCGUCGAAACGCUCAAAAGAAGACAAGAAAAGUCCUCAGUCUCAACAUUCAUCAGUUACUAAAUAUUCUGACGAAAUACAACCACCAUUAGGAUUUAAUCCUACAACAUUCAAAUUAUGUAAAACAUUGGAAUAUUUGAAACCGAAAAUAAUUGUUCAGCAGGAAAAUCCUGAUAAACCGGAAACAGUUAAUGAAGUUUCUAUAAAAGGUUGGAAAAUAAGUAAUAAUCAAUUGGAUGUAUUAAUCAAAUGUUUUUCUGCUGCAAACAAGCUUUCCAAACUUGUAUUUUGGAGAGUCGGAUUCACAACUGAACAAAUAACUCAAUUAACUUCAUUCUUAUCUACAAAUAAUACUAUAAAGUCAUUAACAAUAGAUGCUAAUGAAGCAUUAGAAAUUGGUUCAUAUGCUCAAUUAAUUGAUGAAUCCAAUAAUUUAACAAAAUUACGAUUAAGAUAUUGUGAAAUUGGACCAAUGGAAGCAAAAUUGAUUAGUGAACGAUUAGGAACAACACAAUCUGUCAAUAAAAAAUUAAUAAGUCUUGAUCUAUCGGGCAAUCGGUUAGGAGAUGAAGGAAUCAUUUAUUUGGCUCAGGCACUAAGAACAAACCGUACUCUACUUACAUUAUCAGUUAGCAACAAUAAAAUUACAGACGUUGGUUGUAUAGCACUAGCAAAAGUUAUAUCUCAAUUUUUCUUAACCCAUGAAGAAAUUGUUUACAGACGAUUAUGUCAUUCAGAGAAAAGCAAAUCUGAAUCUAUUCCACCAAUUUCUAGUCCACCAGGACAUCGUAAAUCUAAAGCAUCUCCCAGUAUACGUGACACAUCGAAAGAAUCCACACAAGGUGUAAGUGGUGCAAAGAAACGCGACAAAUCUGUUCGUGGUCGUAAUGCUAAGGAUAUAGAUAGUAGUAAGGACGAUAAAAGUGGCGGGAAAGGGAAGAAAAGUGAUAGCAGUAAUUCACCUAAAAAAGCUAACCAAGAACAAAGUAGAUCUAGUGGAAAGAGCAAAACAGGAAGAAAUACACGAAGUGCUAAACAAACAUCAGAUACAGAAAGACUCGAGUCCAGUCCCGAAACGAAUGAAUUAAUAAAUCCAAUUCUGGAUAAAGCUAUCUACGUUGAACCAUAUGGAUUAUUGAUUGUUGGCAAUUUUAUGCUAGCGUUCUUGAAUUUAUCACGCAAUUCAAUUGGUAUUAACGGUCUGAAGGCCUUAUUAGAGGCAAUUACAUAUCAAGUGAAUUUAUUAAAUGUUGAAAAUGCAACAACAAACUUGGGCACAGGAAUUUUAACUUUGUUAUUUGAUAAUAAUACAUUCAAUCAAGAUUGUGAAAUAAUAACAUCAAUUAAUGAACUUCUAGCAUCACGUGAUCCUACAACAAGAAAUAUAAAUAAUGAUAAGAACUUGGAUUCAGAAUUAUCGAAUUCAAAUGUAAAGUUAUGAUUAGAUCAAAUUAUGUUGUUGGGAUAUAUAUUUUAUGAAAUACACACUUAUAUAGUUUG